AUAAACCCCUGUUGUAAAGAAUGAAGGAGGAGGAUUCUUCUGUCUCAGGAUAAAAGUAGCUUAGCGACAGACUUGUGGCUCCUGAGCGACGAUGGGGAACCUGGACGGAGGUGAACUCUGUGUUCCACACCUGAACUCCUCCUGCAAGAAGCCGGCCCACCCUCCUACCACCACCAUGCUGAUCUACAUCCUGCUGUCCUCCGUGUCCCUCAUCACGGUGGCCCUCAACCUGCUGGUCAUCAUCUCCAUCUCCCACUUCAGGAAGCUCCACACUCCCACCAACCUCCUCCUGCUGUCUCUGGCCGCCACCGACCUCCUCGUAGGCCUCCUGCUGAUGCCGGUGGAGAUCAUCUACAUCGAGGCCUGCUGGUUCCUAGGUGACAUCAUCUGCACUGUGUACUACAUCAUAGACUACAUCAUCACCUCCGCAUCUGUCGCUAACAUGGUGCUGAUUUCACUCGACCGCUACGUGGCCAUCUGCGACCCUCUGCGAUACACCACCAAGGUCACUAAGGGAGUCGUGCAGCUGUAUGUUUGCCUCUGUUGGGUCUGUUCUAUCUUUUACAGGCUGCUCCUCCUGCACGACCACCUGGAGCAGCCCGGCAGGUCCAACUCCUGCUUCGGGGAGUGCGUGGUCAUCAUCAAUUACAUCUCAGGUAUCAUCGACCUGGUGUUCACCUUCAUCAUCCCCAUUUCUGUCAUCGUGAUCCUGUACCUGAGAGUGUUUGUGGUGGCGCUGGCUCAGGCUCGCAGCUUACGUUCUCAGGUUGCAGCUCAGCGCCCGGGCAUGGUGACGGUGAGGAAGACGGAGAUGAAGGCGGCCCGGACUCUCGGUAUCGUUGUGGUUGUGUUUCUGAUCUGUUUCUGUCCGUAUUACUACCCGACUCUGGUGGGAGAGCAUACGUCGGUCGAUGCUUCCGCCGCCGCCUUUGAGAUCUGGUUGGCGCAUUUUAACUCGUGUCUGAACCCGGUCAUCUAUGUGUUUUGUUACCCCUGGUUCAGAAAGUCUCUCAAGCACAUUCUGACACUGCAGAUACUGAAACCAGGCUCCCGUGACGUUCAGAUUGUGUAGAUGCAGAGACACGAGAGGUGAAGUUAGUGUAGCAUGGAGUCCGCUGCUGGUAGAGUUAAACUGUGAAUAAUUCAGACAAGCAUGUGUGAGUCUCUCAAACAUAAUGACACGUAAAUAAGAUGAAAAGUCUGUUGUGUCAUGAAUGCAGCUUCCCCUCUUUAGCAGCUUUGCUUGUGAAAAUAUUCGCAUGAAGAGACACUGCAGGCGUCAUGUUUUCUCUUUAUUUGCUGAGCAGAACAAUAACGUCUGUGUCGUUGUUUCCUAAAAUGCAAGCAGCACCUGUUCUUCAUGCUCAGUGUCGAUAUAAUUCCUGCAUCUUCUGUUAUGAAAUAACUUUUCUUACUGAGGUUCAUUCAUUCAGUGCCAUCAUAUUGCUUUACAUGUGCAAUUUGUGUUUAAGGCAACAAGCAAAAGGCAGAUAACUUCAUCUUCUUUCAGAAUAAUGACAGAAAAAAACAUUGGAAAUACACGUUUUAUUUUACUGCAUUGUGUCUAUUUGCGUCUGUAGAUUUCAAGUACUAUGCAUGUGUUCUCUCAGGAGGAGUUUUUUCCUCCACUCUGAGCCAUAAAUCUGAUCUUACAGACACCAAACCUUCCAGUUUUACUUUUAUCUGUGUUGUGAAGGUUUUAAACAGAGGGCGUUGUUAAUUUCUGGAACAUUUUAUUCAUCAAAACAUGGUGAAAGUGACAUUUUUUUCUCCUUAUGUGAGUCUUUUACAGACUCCAGUUGACUUUUAUUUAGCAGAUUUUCCACAGAUGUGUUCAUAUGUCAUUUAUAGUCUGAUUUCUAAAACAUGUUGUUCAUACAAACAUGCUUUUUUCCUGCUUGUGUUCAGUAUUUACUCAUUCACAGAGUGGUAAAAAGAGAUGUGCAAUGUCCCUCUGUAACAGCAUUUCACUUUGACAUGCCAAGAAAAUACAAAAAACAAAACAAUUUUAAUGCUGGUUUUGUCCAAAAGUCAUGUUUUUAUUCUAGAAAUGAAUUCAGAUUAGGACAUUUUUAGAUGCAUAUGACCUCAUAUUUUACAUGUAAACAUGCUUUUUCUGAAAGCUUAAACAGAAGAAAAUGUGUCUUAAAAUAUCUAACAGGGAAGUUUUGUGUUGUUGAUAUAAAUAUCUUUAAAGGCUGAUUUUUUUCUCCUGUUCUGAUCCAGAAAUCUGCACCUCAGCAAACCUCACAGACGGCAGAUUUUCCUUUUUUUCUCUUGUCUGUAUUCUGAAGGAUUCUGCAGAGCAGCUUUGUUGAUUUUACAAAUGUUUUAUUCACAGAAACAUAAUGAAAAUGUGUUUCUCUGGGCCACAACUCUCCACUUCAGCAGCAUUUAGGUUCCAUAAAAUCUGAGUUUUAGUCCUUUUUGUGCUCUGAAGGUUUUCAAGGAGUUUUAUUCAUGUCAUCUAUAGCCUGAUGCUAUUUAUUAGAACAUAUAGAAAAUAAAGUGUAUUUUCUGAUUUCUGGAGAAAUAAAAGACACACUGACAUUUAAAUCCUCCUCUGAAAAGAUCUUAAAUUAAACAGGAAUUUUGAUAUCAGAUCUUUCAAUGUUCACAUUUCUGUUCUGGAAACACAGAUUUAGAUAUUUGACACCUCAUUUGCAUAAUUAAACAUACAUUUUAGAAAAUUUAUAACACCAAAAAAUCAUCGCCUUGUUCUGAGUGAUCAGCAGGUGAAGUUUAAUAAUGAAACCGAUUAGUUUUAAUCCAGUUUUUUGUGUAAUUUUGUCCUUUUCACCUGCAAUGUUUUCCUUUAAAAACCUAUGAGAUCAUCUGUACAAAUAUCAUAACUUCUGCAUGUUUUAUUCUACACUUUCAGGAAACUUCUCAUUAGACAAAAGUUCAAAAACAUUCCCACAAUCAGAAGUAAGAAAAGAACGUAGAGAUAAAUUUAUAGAGAUUUGAUAGAAUAAUAUGAGAACCUGAGCAGCUUUUAGUGUUUAAAACCUGCAGGGCCUUGAAAAAUAAAUAGAAUUUGCUCAUAUUUAGGAUGAAUGAUUCUGUUUCUUGUGUUUAUAAUCAAAGUAAUCGGUAAAUUUAGCUCAAAUAAAACAACAGUGCAGUAAAAGUACAACAUUUCUCCAGUAUGUGGAGGAGAAGAAGUGAUAUAUUCACACAAAUCGUGCAGAAAAUACAUUGAAUGGAAAGAUACAGAAUAAGUUGAGUGCAUGAGUCUGCAGGGGGCGCUCAUGUUACACAAAUGAAAUAAGUUCACAUUAGAAGGACACAAACUGCAGCAGAACCAGAAUAAAAACACAGAAAACUCCCCCAAUAGACGUUCAGGGCUCUAAAAUACUGAAUGCACGUCUAUUUUCUGCAUCUUAAUCAUCAUGUGUCGUUGCUUUUUUAGUAGAAAUGUUAUUAUCAAGAAAACUUUAAAAUAGUUGAUCACAGCUGGGAGGAGAAAACAGUUCGGAGGAAUACCAGCAGGAUUUGCAUGUUUUUAUUAUUUGUAAAAGAAAAACUAUUUAUAGUCAUUUUGUUCAAAUUUUGAGUCAUUGUUGACCAGUUUUGUCAUUUCAGUCAUAUGUUCAGCUAUUUUGGACCAUUCUUACCACUAAAGUUUAACAAAAACAAGUAGAGUUUGGUGCAACCAUGUUUUUUUGAGUCAUUCUGGACGAUUUAUAAUCAUUUUGGACACAUUUUCAGUCAUUGCUGAUUGUUUUUGCCAUCUUAAACAUGUGUUGAGCCAUUUUAGACGAGUCGAGUCUUUUUGGUCCAUUCUCACCACUAAAAUUUCACAUAAAACAAGUAGAUUUUGGUUCAAUCCUGCUUUUUGGAGUCACUGAGUACCAUUCUUACCAUUUUACAAAAUUUUUUAGUCAUUUUGGACAACUCUGGAGUCAUUUUUGAGAAGGUUUGUCUAUUUUUUUGCCAAAAAAAAAAACGUGAUUCAUCAGACCAGGCCACCUUCUUCCAUUACUCCAUGGUCCAGUCCUGAUGCUCAUUGUUGGUCUAUUGGUGUUGAUCACAGAGGUCAGCAUAGACAUCCUGACUGGUCUGCAGCUAUGCAGCUCCAUAAACAACAAACUGAUGUAUUCUGACACCUUUCUAUCAGAACCAACAUUAACUUCUGUUGGAUCGGACCACAUGGGUCAACCUUCCUUCCCAUCAGUGAUCUUUGGCUGUCCAUGACCCUG
Amphiprion ocellaris (clown anemonefish) is the source of this 4202-nucleotide messenger RNA. Its product is annotated as trace amine-associated receptor 13c-like. The transcript is spliced from 2 exons. Gene Ontology annotation, biological process: G protein-coupled receptor signaling pathway. The record is from RefSeq and is a predicted model, not a curated record. Bases 92 to 1072 code for a protein of 326 amino acids. Gene Ontology annotation, cellular component: membrane. Lineage: Eukaryota; Metazoa; Chordata; Actinopteri; Pomacentridae. Gene Ontology annotation, molecular function: trace-amine receptor activity.